GGCAGCACUGGGUAAGGCUAGUUUUAAAGGAGCCGCAGGUGGGAGCCGUCGAAGACCCGGGUUCGGCGGGAGGCGGCGGCUGCAGCCUGGGAUCCCCCAGGGACUCCCCGGAGCCGCCGCUUCCCCCAUGGACUUGCCCGGGGACUCCAGCCCCCCUGGCCAGCCACGUCUGUGCCGCCAGCCCCUGACUCGAGCAUUAUGGGGAGCCAGAAGCCCGAAACGGCCGAGGCUACAGAUCCCCGUGGUCCCUUCACCCUUGGAAAAAGCCUCUCGGCGGGUCCUAGCCGUGGUGCUGGAAGAUGUCAUGGCUGCCCAUAUGGUCCCCCUGGUGCCCCAAGAGGAGACCUCCACCCCACCACACCGCAGCAACCAUUGGGAUUCUGUUCACCAGCUGUCUGCUUCCCCACCCCAACAGGCUGUGUGGUCAUCGAAGGCCAGGCCUCCCUAUCCAAUGCACUUAUGCCGAGAGCCCUUGAGCCGCAUCAACCGGCCUUCUCCCACCCUGAGGUGUCGAUCAAAGACAACCUCUGGCCCAGAAGACCCUUCAGAAGAGGUGGACCAGGCACCGCAGCCUACUCUGGUGGUGAUGCUAGAAGACAUCGUCAGUCCCAGACCCCCAGCUGAGGUAUGCGAACUUCCGGACUCGGCGGACGAGACUCCCAACUUCAUCGUCCCAGCGAGGAGAGCUGAGUCCAUGAUGAUGAUUCACCAGACAAAGCCUCCAUCCAGGGACCUGGAACCCCCAUUCCAGCCGUCUGCCCUGCCUGCAGACCCUCUGGAGGACCCAUCACCAACCCCAGAUCCGGUUCUGGAAGCCCCAUCGACCCCACCGCCGUCCAGCCUUUUACGCCCUCGCCUCAGUCCCUGGGGCUUGGCUCCUCUCUUCCGUUCUGUCCGCUCCAAGCUGGAGAGCUUUGCAGACAUCUUCCUCACUCCGGUCAAAGCCCCACAGCCCCCACCCCCAUCACCGCCCAUGAAGUUGGAGUUGAAGAUCGCCAUCUCAGAGGCUGAGCAGUCCAGGGCUGCUGAGGAUACGGCACUUGUCAGUCCCCGCCCCCCUAUCCGCCAGUGGCGAGCCCAAGCCCACAAUCCCCCAGCAUCUCCCCCUAAGCCAUCUCUGGGCCGAAGCCACUCCUGCCCGGACCUGGGGCCUCCUGGCUCCGAGACCUGCAGCUGGCCCCCUGCCCCACACCACCCAAGCCGGCCACGGCCUCGACGGCACACUGUGGGUGGUGGAGAGAUGGCCGGACCCCCACCACCCCCGCGACCCUGUCUCCGGAAAGAGGUCUUCCCUCUUGGAGGAGUGGGAGGCUCUCCUCCCCUCGUCACAUCUUGUCCGUCCUCUGCAUCUACUUCCUCCUUCUCUGAACCUGCAGAACCCAGGUUGGGCUCAACCAAGGGCAAGGAGCCACGGGCCUCAGAGGACCAAGUGCUUUCAGACCCUGAGACCAAGACCCUGGGAAAGGUUUCUCGAUUUAGAAUACGCAGGACACCGGCCCGUCCUCAACUAAACCUUACACCAAUGGGGCUGCCUCGACCGAUCAGGUUGAACAAGAAGGAGUUCAGUUUGGAAGAAAUUUACACCAACAAGAAUUAUCAGUCCCCUACAACCAGGAGGACAUUUGAGACCAUCUUUGAGGAACCCCGGGUGCGCAAUGGGACUCUGAUUUUGACCAGCUCGAGGAAGCUGCGGCGUGCUGUGGAGUUUCGGGACAGCAGCCUUCCUCGAUCCCGGCGGCCAUCUCGUGGGGUCCGAGCUGCUGCUGGCAGGACCCUUACUCCCAACUUGGCCCCCAGCCCAGAUGUGGGACCCCUGCUGCAGCAGCGGCUGGAGGAGCUGGAUGCCUUGCUCCUGGAAGAGGAGGACGUGGAUUAGGGAGCAGCCCCAUGUGCCCUAGGAGCUCCAUCUGUUUAUCUGUACAUCCAUCCUGGAAGGAAGGAAGCCUCUGACACCCAUUUUAUUUUUUUCUCUGUAUUUCUAGUAAAAUUUUCGGUAUGUUUCUGAUGCUUUUGUAUGUUCCAAGUUGAGUUUAAAAUUGAUUGGCACUAUUG
Eptesicus fuscus (big brown bat) is the source of this 2052-nucleotide messenger RNA. It is a transcript of the gene PRR14, whose product is annotated as proline rich 14. Gene Ontology annotation, cellular component: nucleoplasm. The transcript has 12 exons. The record is from RefSeq and is a predicted model, not a curated record. Lineage: Eukaryota; Metazoa; Chordata; Mammalia; Chiroptera; Vespertilionidae. The coding region runs from base 128 to 1876 and encodes 582 amino acids.